AUGCACCCCGGAUUUGGAGAAGAGAUGAGAAGGCACAAGAAGAAGAGGCUGGUGCAGAGCCCCAACUCUUACUUCAUGGAUGUGAAAUGCACAGGCUGCUACAGGAUCACCACCAUCUUCAGCCAUGCCCAGACAGUGGUGGCUUGUCCGGGCUGCUCUAUAAUCCUCUGCACACCAGGGGGGGGGAAAUGCACGCUGACAGCUGGAGGAAAUAUUCCUGAACUUUCCAUCCGCUACAACAUCCACGAGAGGCAGAAUGAAGGGCUCGAUAAAUGA
Molecule: messenger RNA, 276 nt
Organism: Menidia menidia (Atlantic silverside)
Lineage: Eukaryota; Metazoa; Chordata; Actinopteri; Atheriniformes; Atherinopsidae
Source: the annotation of a GenBank genome assembly